AGAUUGAUAGAGUGACUAAACAUUAUGUUCCCUCGUGCUUCCGUUUUUCGCCUGGCCCAGCGAACUGGUGUCCCCGCGACCCGUCCGUCGCCCGUCCGGUCUGGGAUUCUCCAACGUCGAUUCAACAGCACCGAGCAAAAGCUUCCCCCACUUCCUGACAAUGCCUUUAACCGUGAAAGAGCUGCUGUAAAAGCUCAUGCUGCAGCUACCAGUGACUUGUGGCGGAAACUUUCCAUCUACGCUGUCGUGCCCGUCGUCCUUCUCGCCAGCAUCAAUGCCUACAACCUGUGGAAUGAGCAUUGGGAACACUGGGAGCACAUGCCACCUUUGGAAGAGCGGGUAGAGUACCCUUACCAAAACAUUCGAAACAAAAAUUACCCCUGGGGUGAUGGCGAUAAGACCUUGUUGUAAGUGUUUUCUAUACGCGAGGAUCCCUCCCGUUGGUCCUCGCUGUUUUGGUUUUGAUUAGACAUGAGACUGGGAUAAUAUCCUGAUCUGAAUGACACCCGCGCUAUUGAUAUAUUCACCUCCCUUUGUAUGGACUAUUAUUUUCGCUAACGAGGAUGAUUCAACAGCUGGAACUCUUCCGUGAACUAUCACAACCAAGACAAGGUUACAUAAACUGCCACCUCCCACAUAGGUCUCGCCACAUUCCCCAUUCAGAGAGAUCUCGGAUGAAGUGCGAAUAAGCAGAUCGGGGAAGAAGACGGGGGGAAAAUGACUGAAAAAAAAAACCCAAACAAUGUAUUUAGUACACACAACAUUUUCAUUCCAACUGUCUCUUUUUUCGGACGAGUGAUUGGAAAAAUCACCUCAAGAUCCUGAGGGAAAUCAUGUCGGCUCUCGCAGUAUUCACGCUCCCUUGUAAAUAAGCUUCUUUUGUUUAAUCGGUUCGCUUGAUUUAGAGUAUGGAAUACUAUGCCUACUUCAA
This is a messenger RNA of Histoplasma capsulatum G186AR, 931 nucleotides long. RefSeq names its product cytochrome c oxidase subunit VIa. Lineage: Eukaryota; Fungi; Ascomycota; Eurotiomycetes; Onygenales; Ajellomycetaceae. The record is from RefSeq and is a predicted model, not a curated record. Gene Ontology annotation, biological process: mitochondrial electron transport, cytochrome c to oxygen. Gene Ontology annotation, cellular component: mitochondrial inner membrane. Gene Ontology annotation, molecular function: enzyme regulator activity. The transcript is spliced from 4 exons. Bases 25 to 411 code for a protein of 128 amino acids.